CUUUCAUGUUGCCUCAUUCUUUUUAAGUUUAUACCAAAAAAAAAAUAAAAAACUCAGAGCUUAAAGCACAAGGACGGGGACUACAAACGCCAAGGAAUAACAAUAAUAACAAAGCCAAUACUUUUGAUACUGAUUCUUACAUAAUAAAGACCUACGCAAGUCAUGUCUAGUAACGCAGAAUCCAAUUUCAGAAAUGCAUUCAAAAACUUUGGAGCUCGAGGAGGAGUUGCUGCAGCAGAUAAUAGUGCAUCCAGCGGCAGUGGUGGUGGUGCAUUAAGCAGAGCAUCGGACUGGUUUGGAGGCGUUAGGAACCAAGUUUCGGGAUAUGUCCCUGUUUCUCUAGGAGGGACACCACAACAAGAGGAAGAUUGGCUGGGCCUGUCAUGGUUCCAGCGCAUGGCAGGAUUUGCGAUCUGUGUAGCAGGUGGAGUGGCAUGUUUCAUGAUUGCAUUCUUUGUAGGUCUGCCCUUGCUUCUUCUCAAGCCAAGCAAAUUUGCAACCAGCUUCACACUAGGAAGUAUUCUUCUCAUGUGCAGUUUCGCACUCUUGAAAGGACCUGCGACACAUUUCAAGGCAUUGAUUUCCAGAGAAAGACUGCCCUUCACCGGCGCAUAUGUCGGAUCGAUGAUCUUUGUAUUGUAUUCCAGUCUUGUGUUAAACAGCUAUAUUCUGACUAUCAUCGGGACGGUGAUUGAGAUUCUUGCAUUACUCUACUACUUUACUUCAUACUCUCCCUUCUCAUCAGGAUCCAUUCGACUAGGAUCACGCAUGGCUGGAAACCUUCUUCCUGUUUAAAAAAAAAAUAAAAUCGAGCAAAGAAAGAACCUGCAAAUUUUUACCAUUAAGGAAU
Messenger RNA from Lobosporangium transversale, 850 nucleotides. Its product is annotated as Got1/Sft2-like family-domain-containing protein. The record is from RefSeq and is a predicted model, not a curated record. Gene Ontology annotation, biological process: vesicle-mediated transport. The transcript has 4 exons. Lineage: Eukaryota; Fungi; Mortierellomycota; Mortierellomycetes; Mortierellales; Mortierellaceae. Gene Ontology annotation, cellular component: membrane. The coding region runs from base 163 to 795 and encodes 210 amino acids.